Fusarium sp. VM40 is the source of this 1371-nucleotide messenger RNA. Lineage: Eukaryota; Fungi; Ascomycota; Sordariomycetes; Hypocreales; Nectriaceae. The record is from the annotation of a GenBank genome assembly.
AUGGCGACAUCACAAUUCCAUGGCUUUUUCUCGCUUCCUCUCGAGAUUCGCCAGGAAAUCUAUAAACUCGCCACGCCACCCCGCGUUGUGCAUGUCAAACACUUCACAGAAGAAGAUUACGAGACUUUCAACGAGAAUCUAAGGCUGACACCAAACUACCUUCACCUCGAUGAAGCGCUGGCCCAUUUCUCUUUCAAUUGGAGGAAUCGGAUCCCAAGCCACAGCAAUCAGCAGACGCUCGAAGCCUUUGGCUUCUCGAGUAACAGGUUGCCCUACCGGCCUUGGACAGGCACAUCCACCCCUAGAAUUUGUCUCCAUUUGUUGGCGCAAGAUCCACAGACUGCAUGGCAGCUCGUUAGGAAGGGCUACCUAUACAGUCAAGCUCCGAUUCCUGCGCUUUUGCAUACGUGUUCAGAGUCUCGGGAUGAGUUAAUCAAGCGAGGCUACCGGCUCGCAUUCAGCACACGAUCGAGCGGGCCCCGGACAUGGUUCAACUAUGAUCACGACAUCUUGCUUCUCUCUCGUGAAGAUCUUGGGCAGACUGAUCAUCGCAUCCUGAGUGGUUGCCACUGGGAUCUCAGUCAAUUCGACCCUGAAGAUAUGCGAAGAGUCAGAAGGGUUGCUCUGGAGAGAUCUACUGGAUCUCUGUUUCUUGCACAUCCACGCUUCAGGGAGACCCACUUCAAGUUUCAUGACUUGACAUCUGUGCUGAGACUGUUUGGGCACAUCAGCGAACUUUUCUUGGUAGAAUGGACAAAUGAGCAUAUGAUGGAGAUGUGUGUGCUUGAAGAUAAGAAAAGUCUUCAGAAACGGCAUAGUUACGACUCUCGAGGCUCCUGGAGCUAUCAAGAUGUUACAGAGGUUGACUCUCUUCUCCAAACUUUCCCCCGUGAUGGAUCCUCACCCUGCUGUGUAGGAUCUAUCGGAGCAGACGGCGAACUCUUGUACGAUUCUACGGAUUUGGAAGAAUCUAGCUACUUCAAGCUAGUCACAACAUCACUUAGAGAGCAGCUGCUAGACCGCCGCAGGAAGCUAACUGCGAGAGAGGCAAAUGAGGAUGCUUGGUGGGAAAUACCAAUAAUCAAAACUGUUCAUGUCAUGACAGAUUGGGGGCAUGAGACUCUGUAUCGAGAACGAUCAAGGGUCCUCCAAAUGGUUGCCAACUGUCGACAAAUCUGGCUGAUUCAAGGAGACACGCAGCGGAACAAUGUCCACUUUUCAUUACAAGAAGCGGGUUUUAAUUAUGAAGAGGAUGAGAGUCUCUAUGAAGAGAUACUAUGUGCAGAACCGGAUGAAUCAAGUUUAGGUGCAAGGCGUAGAUGGUGGAUUGAGAAAGGAAUCGUUCCAUUCCUUGAUGCGUCUGGGCGCUAG